AGAGUGAGACCUUGUCUCAAAAAAACCACAAAAAACCUAUAUUUCAUUUUACACAAAAGGAAGUAAUUUGUAGAAUGACAUUUACAAAAAUAAGGGAGAACUGAUUCUGGAGCUCAUCAGAAGAAAUGAGAGUGAGGAAAGUAAUUGAGCAGCUCAUGUGGUCUGAAGGUGGACCAAAGACAUUGGACUUAAAUUUUGAAAGUCAGUUUGGCAAUUGGAGAGAAUAUAAGUAUCUAAAAAGGGGAUUUGAAAUGGUCAGUAUUCUCUGCCUUGCAGAAAACAGGAACAGUUGAUAAAUGGAAUUAGUGUUGAAUCUGAUCCUCUUGGGAGAACUCCUCUGAGGGAUUGGCCCAUGCUGUUUUUAGGAGGAUAUAGCCACUGUUUCUCCAGCCUGUCCUAGGAAAAGUCUGCUACCACCAAACCUUGUUGGCCCUCAAAAUUUCUAAAAUCAAAUCUCAAAUCAACCAGAAUGCAAAUGCGUUCUUGAAAAGCACUAAGAGUCCUAUUCACUCAAGACACAGCCUUUUUAUUUCAGUUGGAUUGUUUUUUGGAGUUAAAAGAAGGGUUAUGUUUAAAUAUGGGGUAGGGGGAAAAUAAAGUUUUAAGUCUUAGAGCAGACUAGCCCUUCACUAAUUCCACUAAUUAAAGCACUAAUCACAGCUCCUGGGACUGAGCCUCUGAAUUAGAAGCUUUGCUCUAAAGAAUUUGUUGAAAGUGCUAUGGUGUCUCAGGUGAUUGAGGUUGCAGGAGGAAGUGUUCCUUUUUCCCUAAGUGGGGACAUUACCCGCUUUUUCUUUUGACAUUCAGUCCUGAGUCCUUGGCUUGGGGUGGUCCCCUAGGCCCAAAGUUUUCCUGCCCUGAAUCCUGGUGUUGUAGGCUCCUUGACCUGUGGAGACUUAGGACCGAAUUGCCUCUAGACCUGGGGGAAAGUGCUUCGUUGUGCUUCCAACUUUGUACUGUUUUCUUUCUGUUUAAAGAAAACACUAGUAUAGGUUAAGCUGGGAGAAUGAGUCCUAAGUGGCUGAGGAGCAAGUGUGACUCAUUUUGUACUUGUAGAAUGUGAGGUACACAUUCUCAGGGAGAUGCUCCUUCAACUCAUGUUUGCCUUCCCCUCUGACUUUUCUGUGGUCCCUGAUCCCUAUUUCCACUUCAACUUGAUGGCAGCGUUUUGUGCACUGUCUGCAUGGCAUUGCUUGUGAGGCAGCGCUAACACUGCCAGUGCCUGUCCACCUCUCCUGCUACAACCUUUGUAUAUUUUCCCUUUGCAUAUCUUCCUGUUUUAUGUGAUUAACACCUCAUGCUGUGACUUUACAGUGUAUCAAGUAUGCUCACAUAACCUCAUUUAAGCCUACCAAUAAAGCUAUGAAGGAGACAGGGUGGUUAUUACCAUUUUAUAGCCCAGGAAGCAGAUCCAGAGGCAGAAUUUCAGUGGAACCCCAAGGUUGCUAUUUACUUCCCUUCCUUGAGCCUCAGUUUCCCCAUCUUUAAGGCUGGAGAACUAGAUGAUCUGUAAGGUCUCUUCAGUUCAGACUAUGUGAUUCCAUUCAUGAUCCUGGAAUAGGGCCAUGAAAGCCAGUGGCAGACACCCAAGGCCUUAAGAGGUAUGUCGCAUGGGGAUGGGAAGGUGGUAAAGUUUCUGCGAACAAUAGUGUGAGGGAUGCCUCUUCUUCCGGACAGCUCUCCUUCAGGAGGCGCCUGGGUGGUGGUAGCAAGUGGGAGUCUUGGGUGCCUUGUCUCCAUUCUAUAAGGUGGGAGCGGGUGAGAACCCAGCGACUGCGCGGCUGAAUGACAGGGAGUGGCCCUGCCGCCUCCAACAUGGCAGCUUCUAUCCAGCGAAGCUGGGUCCCCGCUUCCGGGUUCCGUACCGUUGGCCAGGCUACAUCCGGCAGCGCGCUGGCUGGGUUCCCGGGACUCGAACGGAAGUUCCGGCGGGGGCGGCCGAGGGGGAAGAGUGUGUGUCUGCGGGAGAAAGGAGAAUCGCCUAAGCGGCCUCGGAAGCUCCAGAGAGUGGAGGCCCCCGCCGUGGAGCCGUGUGGUGUAUGUGUGGUAACACCAUGUCUGUGCCCCUGCUCACCGAUGCUGCCACCGUGUCUGGAGCUGAGCGGGAAACGGCCGCGGCACAGCUGGGCUGACGCCCUCUCCACCAUCCGGCUCCCUCAUGUCAAGUACAUCUGUCCCCAUGCGCCUAGGAUCCCCGUGACCCUCAACAUGAAGAUGGUGAUGCCCUCCUGGUUUGACCUGAUGGGGCUGAGUCCAGAUGCCCCAGAGGACGAGGCUGGCAUCAAGAAGGCAGCAGAGAACAUCAAGGCCUUGAUUGAGCAUGAAAUGAAGAAUGGGAUCCCUGCCAAUCGAAUCGUCCUGGGCGGCUUUUCACAGGGUGGGGCCCUGUCCCUUUACACAGCCCUCACCUGCCCCCACCCUCUGGCUGGCAUCGUGGCAUUGAGCUGCUGGCUGCCUCUACACCGGGCCUUCCCUCAGGCAGCUAAUGGCAGUGCCAAGGACCUGGCCAUCCUCCAGUGCCACGGGGAGCUGGACCCCAUGGUGCCCGUACGGUUUGGGGCCCUGACCGCUGAAAAGCUCCGGUCUGUUGUCACACCUGCCAGGGUCCAGUUCAAGACGUACCCCGGUGUCAUGCACAGCUCCUGUCCUCAGGAGAUGGCAGCUGUGAAGGAAUUUCUUGAGAAGCUGCUGCCUCCUGUCUAACUAGUUGCUGGCCUCAGUGUGGUCUCCCAGCUCAUGGGGGACCCAGCAAGCAAGCGUGGCACCAUCUUGGAUCUGAGCCGGUCGAGCCCCUGUCCCCACCCUUCCUGACCUGUCCUUUUCCCACAGGCCUCUGGGGCAGGUGGCGAGGCCUGGCCGGGCAUUGCUUCCUGGCCUCAGCCACCUGGCUCUCUGCAGCAGGGGCGGGCUGCUUUCUUACCCCAUUUCCCUGGAGGUGGGCCCCCCUGGCAGCAGUAUUGGAGGGGCUACAGGCAGCUGGAGAAAGGGGCCCAGCCGCUGACCCACUCACUCAGGACCUCACUCACUAGCCCCACUUUGGGCCCCCUCCUGUGACCUCAGGGUUUGGCCCAUGGGGCCCUCCCAGGCCCCUGCCCCAACUGAUCCUGCCCAGAUAAUCGUCUCUCUCCUGCCUCCACUCCAGCUGCUUCUCAGUCCUGAAUGUGGCCAUGGCCCUGGGGCCCCCUUGCUGCUGUGGGCUCCCUGUCCCUGGGCUGGAGUGCUGGUGAGGAGGUGGAGCCUUUUGAGGGGGGCCUUCCCUCAGCUGUUUCCCCCAACUGGGGGGCUGGGCCCUGCCUCCCGUUACCCUCCUUCCCUGCAGGCCCAGAGCCCGCAGGGCUGGACUGGGGUUCAGGUCUCCCCCCAGCUGUCUCACCCCCACUUUGUCCCAACUCUAGAGCAGGGAGGUAUUGGGGGAAGAGUUGUGUCUCGUCUUCUGUCUCCAUGUGGUUUUGGGUGUUUUUCUUGUUGUGUCCUGGAUUCCGAUAAAAUUAAAGAAAUUGCUUCCUCA
This is a messenger RNA of Saimiri boliviensis boliviensis (Bolivian squirrel monkey), 3508 nucleotides long. It is a transcript of the gene LYPLA2, whose product is annotated as lysophospholipase 2. The record is from RefSeq and is a predicted model, not a curated record. Gene Ontology annotation, molecular function: carboxylic ester hydrolase activity; palmitoyl-(protein) hydrolase activity. Gene Ontology annotation, cellular component: cytoplasm. Gene Ontology annotation, biological process: protein depalmitoylation. Lineage: Eukaryota; Metazoa; Chordata; Mammalia; Primates; Cebidae.